AUGAUUUCAGGUAUUAUAAAUACAAGAGUAAAUCCAUAUUUUUAAAGCAAUCAUAGAGGUGGAAGUGCUAUCAAAUAUGGACGAUUAGAAAAUAAUAGUAGUUUUCAAACUCCAAAAAUGAUUCUUUAAAACUCUGCCGAAGAGAAAUUGUUGGUACGAUAUAAAAUAAAAAUUUCAGAUAAAUUAAUAGGAAGCAAAUCAUUUAAGAUAAAGUCCUUCUUUUAAAUUAAAAAACACAAGAUUUCUGACUCCAGGAAAGACAGAUGAAAUAAGAAAAUAAUCUAAUAUUCAAGAAAGCUAUGCUCGUAAAACAAGAAUUACAGUAUUGGAGUCAUUCUAUCAUUAACUAGGAACUGAUGAUGACAUAUCAAUUAUAAAACAUACAAAGUAACCAAAAAGAAAAUUGAUAAAUAUAACUCCAUCUUCUUAAACAACGUAUAUGUCUAAAAAAACAUAAGAACUUGAAGAGGAAAGCAUAGAGGAAGCUCAUUUUUAGUUUGUACAAAUGUAAUAGAAAUAUAAACAAUGGUUAGAGAAUUUUGAAAAGAAAAAUGGAAAGCAAUUUUGA
Messenger RNA from Paramecium sonneborni, 568 nucleotides. NCBI's taxonomy places the organism in Eukaryota, Ciliophora, Oligohymenophorea, Peniculida, Parameciidae. The record is from the annotation of a GenBank genome assembly.